AUUGCGAAUAUUUUUGGGUUGAAAACAAAUAUGUAUAUUAUUAUAUUUUACCGAAAGAACGGAAGGAUACGUCUGUUCUGGCUGAGGUGAAGCUGCAGGUGGUUUGCUCAGAGGCAGGCGAUGGUGCUCGGUGAUUGGCUGAUAACAUGGAGGUCUGAUCGGGUCCAGCGUUCACAUUUCCAGCCCAGCAGAGAUCAGCCUCCGCCUGCUGGUCACAGAUCAGUGCAGCCGAACUGAAGAAAGGGUUCAGCCCAGAGACUUCCUGCGUGUCGACAGGUGAGGGCUCUUUCUCCUGCUCUCACCUGUCCGAGGCUCUGAUUGGUCGAUCUGCUGUUGCUUAGGGACACGUGGAUGUAUUUUUACCCUCCAUCGCUAUAGAAACAAAAGCUGCUGAGGUUCUUCUUCACACCUUUAAAAAUAGACGACGACAUCAGAGCUGCAGCAGAUCAAUAACUGAUCACUGAUCAAUACAGCAGCAUUACGUCCAUACUGUAGUUUGGGACAAAAUCUUAAAGAUAGCACAGCCAGUAGAAAGUCAUUAUGGGAAAUGAAACCAAAUCUUGUUUCCUGUUCGUGUCCCCUGGAGGAGGAGGUGGUCCCCCCCCCCUUAUUGAAGAAGCAAUUUCUGUAAAACAAAACGCCAAUCAGUGUGGUUGCCAUGGAAACUGGGGCGGCUGGAGAGAGACCAGCUCGGCGCCUCCUCUGCUCUCGUGGAGACACAGAUCUGAGAGGGAAGAAGAUCCAGUUCAGGUUCCCCGGUGUUUAAUCUCAGUGAUAACAGCAGCAGAUGGUUCAUCGGAGCUGAAACGCCUUCAGGAAGUAUAAAAACCGCUUCGCUUCGCCGUGGAGACCAACCAUGGCGACGGAGGAUGAAGAGAACGUCCGACGAGCAGAGAAAUUCACUUUAAAGAGGAAGCUGACGGGUCCUCCCAGGCUGCUGCUGGGAAAAACCAGGACCAGGAGCGUGGGGGAGGACAGACCUGAGGCUCAGACUAACAAAGACAAGACAGAAAACACCGGCGGGGAUGAAUCCUCACUGAAAUACUGUGAUAGUAUUACUGCUGAGCUGACAGAAACGGCCAUCGUCGUCGAGGGCUCCAGGGGGCGCUGUGGAGCUGCAGGUGAGGACGAUGACAUCACAAACAGGAAGGUAAACAGACGCAGGUGGUGGAGAAGAUUCUCACCUGCUGUUGUUUGUAACAGGAAGCAAAAGAAGGACGUUGAGGAAAGUUCGGAGAAGCAGCAAAGUGACGGUGCUGUUCCACCAGAGGGGGCGCUGCAGGAGACAGACGCAGCUUUACUACAUAACACAAACACAGAAGAAGAAAACUCUAAAGGGAAGAGGAGGUUUAACGCGAGGACAUGGCCGACGUUCAAAAGGUUCCUGACUUCGCCCGACGUUCGACAAACUCACAAACAGACGAGAGAUUUCGCGGAGAACGACGGCGUCGAACCUUUGAUGACCUUCCGGAAAAAACUGCGAAAUGUUUUCACCAAAGGAGGAAAGAAAAGAUCGUCUGGUUUCCGUCUGGAAAACAUGGAGGACACGAGGAAGCGCGAGGAGCCGCCACGUUCAUCUGAAGCUCACGAAGACGAACCCACCGGACUCCACGGUGACGUGACUGUCGGGAGUCUGGAGGUUGUGACGGCCGAGAUGAGCGUCCAGCCGACGGAGCAGCGAGCUGCAGCAGAGAGUCUAGACGAAACACCAGCAGAAGACCUGGUUUGUGACACCAACGUCACCGAGGAGGAUUCGACGGACGCUGUAGGCGGAUCAGAAACAAUCCAAUCAGACACAAACAACGUUCCUGUAAAAGAUGCAAUAGAGGUUGUAUUUUCCGCGAAAGACGAGGUUUCCACCGAAGUCGUCCUGGACGCUGGUGAUCCGCCUUCGUCCUCAACCACGUCUCCCCAGGACGCCUCGGAGCUUCACCGCGAGGAGAAGACGGCUGAAACUAGCUCACAGUCCCCUCAGCCAUCGACUGACGGACCCUCCAUCCGGAUCGAGCUGGUUCCCCCAGACGACGUGACUCAUGAGGAUGAAGAGGAGGACGAAGAGUGUUGGGAGGGCAGUUCCUCCUCAGCGAACCACAACCACCUCCUCCGCCUCCUCGGCUUCGACCACAGCGAGCGGCAGCUGGUUCAGACGGCUUGCUCUCUGGUCCGAGCCGCCAUGAGCGCCGCCGUGGAUCAGCUGACCAGAGAACAGCAGAGCGAGUCAGACUGCGUCCACAGAGAGUCGCAGGGCUGCAGAGAUCACGCCUGAUGACGAGCAACGCGAGGAAGAACGCUGUUCGGAGGUUUUAAAAACUUUAAUCUUAAACAUCUGAGAAUUGAGAGGAAAAAGGUAAAAAGUAGACGCAAGUUUUCGCUCACCGCGAGGUGAAGCGUGGGUUUCUUUCAUCAAACAACAACCUCAGCAAAGAUCAUCAGUACGUUAAGUGUCAAGGCUUUUACACAGAGCAGCAAAGGUAUUGGCUGCCUGUCGCUUGUUGUGAUUGGCUAAACUGAUCUCAUCAUUGACCUGGGGGCCAACGGGAGCCACCUAUUCUAUUUUAACCGCCGCAGCUUUUCCGGCCUUUACGGCGCCGGUUUAGCGGCCUGCGAGUCCAGUCAGCGAGUGAGGAACGCACACACAGGGAGAGCAGAGACCAGUCGGAGAAAUGGCGGUCCAGAAUCCAGAACGGACUCUGACAUGUUCAGUCCUCCACAGGCAGUUCGACACCAGGACGUCUCAUGUGUUCAGACCGUGGCGUUUAUUAAGAGCGGCAAAGUGAAGCGCCGCUACGAGACAAAGCAGAGCAGCUUCUGAGCCGGUUAACAAGGGGGACGGGUUUUGGUCAUUUUGCUAAAAAGGAGGAUGGCGUCCCCCCUCGCCCCCCUCAAACCGCCUGCUGACACGGAGUGAAUAAAGUAAACGUCUUGAACAUGUGUUUUGUUAUUAAAGAGGACUUCUGCUGGUGUAG
Molecule: messenger RNA, 2966 nt
Organism: Siniperca chuatsi (mandarin fish)
Lineage: Eukaryota; Metazoa; Chordata; Actinopteri; Centrarchiformes; Sinipercidae
Exons: 3
Coding region: 857-2266 (469 amino acids)
Source: RefSeq, a predicted model, not a curated record